GACACCCGGAGUUCAGGUUCUUUUACGUCCAACCGGGAAGACUUAGUUAUAAUAAUUAUUAUUCGCAAUAAUAAUCAAUAGCGGUGACAUCAGAGAUGGCCAAGAAGCGGAGAGACAAAAGGGAGGUGGAAGGCGCGUCGUCUUCAGCAAACGAGGAGCCAAAUACAAACCUCGAUGACCCGCAGAACCUCAAAGGCACACAGCACACAGGAGGAGGCUCAGCCCGCAUGUCCCUCCUCAUUUUGUUCUCCAUCUUUACCUGCUCUGCCUCACUUAUGUACCUGGUCUACAAGAACUUCCCCGAGCUGAACGACGAUGAAAUGGAGAAAAUCAAGAUACCUAAAGACAUGGAGGAUGCCAAAGCUCUCGGCACCGUGCUGUCCAAAUACAAGGACACCUACUACACUCAGGUCUUGUUGGCCUACUUCACAACCUACGUCUUCCUUCAAACGUUUGCAAUCCCUGGAUCCAUCUUCCUCAGCAUCUUGUCUGGAUAUCUCUACCCAUUUCCCCUGGCACUUUUCUUAGUAUGCUUGUGCUCUGGCCUGGGUGCCUCCUUCUGCUACAUGCUGUCAUACCUGGUGGGGAGGCCGGUGGUCUACAGAUACCUCACAGAGAGAGCACAGAAGUGGUCUCAGCAGGUUGACAAGCAUAGAGAUCAUCUGAUCAACUACAUCAUCUUCCUGAGGAUAACCCCUUUCCUCCCCAACUGGUUCAUCAACAUCACGUCGCCUGUUAUCAAUGUGCCUUUGGGGGUCUUCUUCCUCGGUACCUUCUUUGCUUACACGACUUCACCACUAAAACCAUGCAUGCCACUACAGCGGGGUGCAAGGGAUGCAGUUUCAAAGUAAAACUGUUUUGAUGCUCGGUUCUUACAUGGCAUCAUUUCUGCAUGAGAGACUUGUGGGACGAGCAGGGUUUCCUGUGAGGCAGUUAAAUCCUGCAGCUCCUGAAGUAGAUUCACCACUGUGAGUGUGACAUCCCUCUGAAGUCACACCACCUUUGACCCUGUGACUGGAGAGCUGCAGGCUGACCCUGUGACUGGAGAGCUGCAGGCUGACCCUGUGACUGGAGCGCUGUAGGCUGACCCUGUGACUGGAGCGCUGCAGGCCGACCCCGUGACUGGAGCGCUGUAGGCUGACCUUGUGACUGGAGAGCUGCAGGCUGACCCCGUGACUGGAGCGCUGUAGGCUGACCUUGUGACUGGAGAGCUGCAGGCCGACCCCGUGACUGGAGUGUUGUAGGCUGACCUUGUGACUGGAGAGCUGCAGGCCGACCCCGUGACUGGAGUGUUGUAGGCUGACCUUGUGACUGGAGAGCUGCAGGUCGACCCCGUGACUGGAGUGUUGUAGGCUGACCUUGUGACUGGAGAGCUGCAGGCUGACCUUGUGACUGGAGAGCUGCAGGCUGAGGGUGGGGUGUUCUUAUUGAAGGGGAUGACUGAAUUGUAGUGACCAGCAUUCCUGAAGCGUGUUUUUCCCAAGUGGACAUGUGACUAAACAAGUGAUGUGCAGGUGGACAUGUGACUAAACAUGGUGGUGUGCGGGCAUCACAGACAGAACAGUGGAAAGACAGAUGAGAUUAGACCACAUUGUAAAUUCAACAAGUACUGUGCAAGGUCGCUGGUAAGCUUGGCUUUUCUUUUGAAUGCAUGCAGAGAUUUUUCCCCUCAUGCUGUGUAUGUCUUGUAUGUAACUUUGCCUCGUGCCAUGGAUGGACUGCUAGUGCCAGACGUAUGACUGCCAGCGCUUACGCCUCCUACAGACUGUGCGAUUUUAGCAGUCCUAUAAGUUUAUUGCAAGCCACACUGUGUGAUACGGAUCUAAUAAACUUGGGUACGACAUCAAGUGUGAUGUAUGUAGACUUUACGAUGAAAACACUACUGAAUCGCAGGCUACGACGCAAGUCCGUAAGAACGUCACCAGCGCGCGUGCCGUAUCAGCGCGCGUAAUCAAUGUACGCCGCUGGCCGAGCGACAGGACGCGCAGCGGGAAUCCAGUCCUUGCAGUAGUCGCCGCAGCUCGUUUUGUUGAAUCCGUGGCAUUUGGGUCUCAGAUGCUGACAGUGUGUGUUUUGCGCCAGCAAAGAUUGUGCGUGGCGUGGAUCAGUGCGUCAUUUCGUGCUGUCAGACUUUUGUCCCAGGUUGUCUUCGGUCGCAAGACCGUAAUAACGGCCGUCUUUGAGCCUGUCUCACAGUGCGACGUAGGACCCCCGUUUUGGAGCCACGACCAAAGACGUCGCCACAUUUAGUCAUCUGUCGUGUGAGACGGCCCACAUCCCGCGGUCUGUAGGAGGCUUUAAAGGUGUCUGCGUCUUACUUUGCUUUUACCUCCUUCCGGUCCUGGCCCUGGAUUGGACACUAACCCCUGGACAUGUUGUGGGCUGCUCCUUACUAAUGUGUGGUUUUGGACUUUGGUGUGACUUAAUUCUCCCCUGUAUGGCAAAGCUGACUGGACUGGGGAUGUGCUGAAUGAACGAGGCUGCUGCUGAGUGCGCUUUGUGCAGGAGGUGCCUCAGAGGCGCGUUCAGUGCGUCCGUCUCCCUGGUGACGGACGCACUGAGCGUGUGCAUGGGCCAACGUCGUGUUGCGUGUGUAGUUUCACACUUUGUCGAGCUACUCGUAAGACGACACAUCGCGCAGCGGUUCGUUGGGUGUGUACUAAUCCUUCUCGUAGGAACACUUUAAAAGUCUGCAUAGGAAACGGAUCACUCAGCCCUACUGUGUUAGCUGUUUCCUGUCGGGCACGUCCAGAAUUUUGUUUGAUGUAGUGACGUAAAUUAUUACAAAUAUUACUACAAUAAUAAUAAAUAUUACAGAUUAUGUCAAAUCAGAGGCCGCACUGAGGGGUUUGCUCCCUGCUACAUGCUAUAGUAGCAUUUGAUGCUAGCUAUGCUAGCUAGCUAGCAUGUGAUGCUAUGCUAGCUAGCUAGCCCAUUUAAUGUGCCAUGUUCGUGGUUGUUAAUGGGUUGAUACAAGUCUCUCAGUGUCCUCCACCAUUGUCCACGACAGACGUGGUAUGUGUUCUAUGACUGGCUUUUAUUUUGUUGCCUAUGAAAAUAAAAAAUGGGUAAUUUUACUUUUUUCAGCAUGUAUUCUUGAAAUGAAUACUUUGAAGAUGGCCGUUCACCGGUGUCUCCUUCUUAAACAGCAGGAGACCUGCGUGGUCUGUGAGCCCUGUAUGGCUUGAACGUUUGCCUUGUGGCUUUCCUUCACCAGUGUGUGAGGGAGAACUUGUCAUUCUCUCUCUCAGAGCCUCCAGUGAAGGUCUGGUAUUCUCACUGUCCGCACACACUUCAUGGACAACUUGCUCAUCUAAAUGAUACCUCAACAGCCGAGUAACUGUACAUCACUUCCAACUUACCGCCACUCUGCUCCGUUUACGCCGACACCGCGGCGACUCGUCCGUCAGUUGCCGCUGCGGGAGUUGGUUGCCCCGCUGCGGGGGAACUCUUCUUACGUCACUUCCUGUUGAUGUUUGACUCACACCUUUUACAAACCGGUGAUGUAUAGCAGUAUGACUGUCUUUACAAAUACUGUGUAUUGUACUUUACUGUCCUAUCUGAUCAAAUCUUUAACUUUUUCAUAUUAAAUAAUUGAAACUGUGUAAGAAUAUUGUCUUAAGACUUAUUGGAGAAGUUCCUGACCAGUUGGUGGCGCUCCACAUUGACUGCAUGUAACAAGUGUUGGU
Molecule: messenger RNA, 3689 nt
Organism: Lampris incognitus (smalleye Pacific opah)
Lineage: Eukaryota; Metazoa; Chordata; Actinopteri; Lampriformes; Lampridae
Gene: tmem41b
Product: transmembrane protein 41B
Exons: 7
Coding region: 96-851 (251 amino acids)
Cellular component (GO): endoplasmic reticulum membrane
Source: RefSeq, a predicted model, not a curated record